UACUUGAGAGGACGUCUCUUGCACUCAAGCUCUCUCUCCACCUCUCCCUUUCCAGCCGCCCGCUCCUGGCAUACAUAGAGGAAAGCUUCUAUAGUGCACGUUGUGAAAGACUUUUUAUCAUAUUGGAGUUUGACAUCAGUUGGAACGCAAAAUGGCUGACGUAGAGGAGAAAAAGGAACCAGAAAUGGAGAAAAAAGAUCCCGAAGCAGGAGGAAAGGAGGAGUCCGUGGACAUCUCCCCUCAUUGGUUUGAAACAUACGUACAACCAUGUGUGGCGGAACUCCUGGGCAGCGCCCUCUUUAUCUUCGCCGGAUGCCUCUCUGUCAUUGAAAAUGCAAGUACAACGGGCAGCCUUCAGCCUGCAUUGGCGCACGGACUGGCAUUGGGACUGACCAUUGCUGUCCUAGGGGGAAUCAGUGGUGGCCAUUUCAAUCCUGCUGUUUCCCUGGCUGCCUGGUUAAUUGGAGGACUGAAUAUUAUUCUGUUAGUUCCAUACUGGGUCUGCCAGCUCUGUGGGGGAAUGAUUGGAGCAGCAUUGGCCAUGGCUGUGUCAGCGGAUACAAAUUUUGAAAACGCCACUGGGGCUGCAUUUACGACUGUGAAAAAUGAUGAGUCGGUCGCCAGAGCCAUCGGGGCAGAAAUUAUCAUGACCUUCUUCCUGGUGUUUGCAGUUUGCAUGGGAGCCAUCAACGAGAAGUCACGGACCCCUCUGGCCCCCUUCUGUAUUGGGUUUACUGUCACUGUAGAUAUUCUUGCUGGUGGGGCCAUCUCAGGAGCCUGCAUGAAUCCUGCACGAGCCUUCGGCCCAGCUGUGGUGGCUGACUACUGGACCUUUCACUGGAUAUACUGGGUUGGACCCUUGGCAGGUGGCCUCUUGGUUGGAGGAAUAAUAAGGUUGUGCCUGGGAGAUAAAAAAAUCCGCCUCUUCCUUAAGUGACGCCAGAACAAAAAUGUCCCCAGUGUCAUCUUGGUCCAUGCGGCACCUUUACAGUCCCACACAGUACAUCAUGGAUCAGCCUCAGUGGCUCCUCCAGAACCUAAAAGAAAGUCUCACAGAGAUCCCACCAAUCCUUUCUACUCCCUCAACAAUUCUGCCAACGACAACUCACACAAUGCUGCCCGGGAGCUGGAGAGUGACGUCGAAGAAAUAGGGACUCUCUUGUCAUUACACAACAACCCAGGGAGAAGAUACAGAACCCAUGACUGGACUCAGGACAGCAUCGUAUGAUCCCCAUCGCUUGCUGUUGCAUCUUAUCUCAAAGCACCCAGACAAUGCAGCCCAAACCACUAACGGCUGCAUUAAAGCUCUCAUUGCGGCAUAAGCAGUAUUCCUUUUUUAAUAUAUAUUAUUAUUUUGAAUCGAUUUAACCACUGUGUGGUUCAGUGUCUUUACUGGCACAUGGCGCCCAUCACUGCUGCUUGCUUGUAACAUAUUAGCCAACAUAUUCAUUAUGUUUCUUUCGAUUUUCCCACAAUUCUCCAGGGAUGAUCCUCAAACUAUACUUGCUUAUAUAUGGCUAUGUUGUAUGCCUGAUCCAUUUUGGCUAAGAUCAGAGAUAGGUACGGUUAUCUGGUAUGGUGAUAUGGAGAGUCUGUCUAUAUGUGCUUGACUCUUGACUGCUCUAAUCAGUAUAAUCACAUACAUAAAGCCUCCCUUAUUAAUCUAUAGCUUUUUGCUCUUGAAAAUAUUCAUAUUUAGCUCAUACAGGGUCAAACUGGCCUUCCAGAGUACCAAAGUAUCCCCCAGUAGGUCAGUUUCCUUCAGCCCUUUUUUUAUUUCCAUCAUAGGUCUAUAUGGCAUCUAUUACAUUUAGAACUGUCUACAGCUAUCUGUUGUUAGAGUGGCCCUGGGUGUCUGGUUCUCUGAUGGGCCCUUAAGGCUCCAGUCCCACCCUGAGUAGGAGUCAAGUCUCUGAGGGUUAUCAUGUCCAACCCUGUCUCCCAAUCCCAUCAUUUACAACAACCAAUCAACUGUUUUCCUUAAACAGUAGACUAGAGAAGUAAAAGCUACAUGCUGAUUGGUGUGGGUUUGUUCUGUACAAGAUGAAGUAUUGAGUUGUCAUUUAUUGUACAGGACAAGUAAAAUAUGGCACUUUAUUACUCCUUGUUAAUAAUAAUCUUGCCUACACAGUUUACAGAAUUAUGCAGAGCUCAUCUUGAUGUGGUUACAUUUGAAUUUUUACUACAUUUUACCUUUUACCAAUUUUUUUCCUGUAGGGAUAUAGGUGUAUAAGAAACGAAAUGUUAAGUGCCCCCAAAUCUGCCAUUGUGGUGUCAAUGCAGAUACAGAUAUUGCAAUAGCCAAGAGGGAACUGUAUUUUUGAGCACUUACUACAUGAAUAUAAAGAGGCAGAACCACCAUUAGGGGCAGCCCAGUCAGGGUCCCUGUGCCAGAGGAGGCCUAGAGAGACACAAGUCCAGGUCCUGGCUUGGGGGGGGGGGAGGGAAUGGAGAUGGUUUUAUUGAAUCAUAUGAAUGUUGUGUGAUAAAUAAGCUUGGCAUUGAAUUUAUGUUCCCACUGCCCAGGAGGCACAAGUGUGGUAGACUAAUUGGUAACCUAACCAAGUAAUAAGGAGACCCAUGAUUCUUGAAAGUGCCCCUGUAGAAAGGUCUAAAUAAGUAGAUCCAAUACAUUGGGUUGUACAUUAAUAAGGCUGAAAAGAGAGAGGAAAGAUAGAGGAAAGGAAAGUGUGUAAGGAAAAGGGAGAAGUAAAAUGAAGUGUAGAAGUGUUCUACAGAAACUGGGUAGGUAAUAAAGUAUGUUGACUUAUUGUGGGGUGAGGCAGAGCUGUCCUAAGGGGCGGCCAAUAGGGGCAGCUGGCUGUAGUUCAGCACCUCCCUGCACCAAUAGCAACUCAGAGUGAAGGGAGUGGUUUUCUUCAAUAUGGAAGCCUCAAAAUGGGUAACUUGCCCCUGGCCUCUCAACCACCAAGAAUCACUCUUAGAUGUGCAGAGAGGAGGUCGGGAAUAAGAGAAUGUGGAGUGAGAAGGAAGUUGGGGAGAGAAAGGUGGUGAGAGGAAAUUUGAGAGUCAGGGAAUGGGAGAGGAAAGGGUGGAAAGCAAUAGAUUAAAGAGACUGGGAUCUUUUAACAUAAGGGCCAAGAUGGAGUAGGUGGAAGGGGUGAAUAAGAUACAAAAGGAUAUUCAUAAGGAUAAUAAAGAAAAGAUAGGUUAAAGUGAGUCUAUGAGGGAAUUACAAGGUUCUGUUGAUUAAAGGACUAAGGAAUCUCCCAGUGGGCCCCACUGUGCAGUUUGUACCAUAGAAAGUGGUGUAUUACAGAUACCAGCUAGUGCAUUUGUACUAACUGUGCAUAGAGAGGGCCCCUGAUAGUCAGGUUCUCUGGUGGGCCCAGUCCAACACUGCCUAUUAUUGUAAAAGUACAGAUAGAGACCGUAUGAGCCAGCAUACUAAAGGGUAUAUAAACCCAAUUCUAACUAAGGUGUAUUUUGUUGCCUUUGCUGUAUGUGCAUUCAUUAAAAACUGUCUGUUUGCAAAUGUA
Xenopus tropicalis (tropical clawed frog) is the source of this 3500-nucleotide messenger RNA. RefSeq names its product aquaporin 8 (gene aqp8). Gene Ontology annotation, cellular component: membrane; intracellular canaliculus; smooth endoplasmic reticulum membrane. Bases 152 to 937 code for a protein of 261 amino acids. The transcript has 6 exons. The record is from RefSeq and is a predicted model, not a curated record. Gene Ontology annotation, biological process: transmembrane transport; hydrogen peroxide transmembrane transport; one-carbon compound transport. Gene Ontology annotation, molecular function: water channel activity; channel activity. NCBI's taxonomy places the organism in Eukaryota, Metazoa, Chordata, Amphibia, Anura, Pipidae.